AUGGCCGCUCUUUGGGAAACUGGCGCCUAUGCAUUUCGCGCUCUUGGUUCCAAGAACCAACAAUCCUCCGGCGUUGCAACGGUCGCUCAGAUCUUGGUUUUGGUAGCGCCUAUCUGGGUGAACGCUUUCGCCUACAUGGUCUUCGCCCGCAUCGUUCACUUCUACUCGCCCACUCGCAAGGUCUGGUUCUUCUCCCCCUCCAUCCUCGCACUCAUCUUCGUCACCCUCGACAUCGUCUCGUUUGUCAUCCAGCUCGUUGGCGGGGGAAUGGCAGGUCCAGGUGCAAGUCUGGAAGCACAAAAGAAGGGCUUGAACAUAUACAUGGGUGGUAUCGGUAUGCAGGAAGGCUUCAUUGUUCUGUUUCUGGGGUUGGUCGUCAAGUUUCACCGCGACCAGCUCCAGGCGGAGAGGGUGGGACGCUUGCCCGCGGACAAGACUGGUGGCUGGACAUGGUUGCUGUACGCGCUGUACGCAUGCUUGUUGGCUAUCACCAUUCGCAUCAUCUACCGUCUCGCCGAGUUCUCCGCCGGUCUUGGCGCAAGCAACCCUCUGCCGAGCAACGAGCCUCUCCUAUGCCGCGCUCGUGGCUGUCACGCCAUCUUUGCUGCUGUUGUGGCAAACGUCGUUGCGACGACUGCAAUGGUAAGCUUGGCCACGCUGGACCUCAUCAUCAACGCCUAG
Alternaria viburni is the source of this 681-nucleotide messenger RNA. RefSeq lists its product as uncharacterized. NCBI's taxonomy places the organism in Eukaryota, Fungi, Ascomycota, Dothideomycetes, Pleosporales, Pleosporaceae. The transcript has 2 exons. The record is from RefSeq and is a predicted model, not a curated record. Bases 1 to 681 code for a protein of 226 amino acids. Gene Ontology annotation, cellular component: membrane.